AUGUCCGCAACUGGUACAUAUCGCGGCACACCCAAAGAUAAAGCCAGAGGCCAAAAUCCUUUCCAAGCUCUCGAAAGCCCCUCGGGCAUCCCAAGACCAAAGCUAGAAUCAGUCGCCAGCACCGCAGCCAGCGACAUGUCGACCCUCAGUGCCAGCAGGGCUAAGCAGUCCAAGAGGGAUGAGGUGCNNGCCAUCCGCCGCAAGAUCGAAACCGACCUCAACAAGAAGAGAGCCAAUCCUACCCGCGCCCGUCAGACCCGAAAGGCAGCCCCUGGUUCCGUCCUUGCCCUCAGACCCAGUCAGGCUCUUCAGAUCAAGCCGAACACUACCGUCGCAGAAGCUGCUCAGCUCAUGGCAGCCAAGCGUGAGGACUGCGUUCUGGUCACCGACGAUGAUGAUCGCAUUGCAGGUAUCUUUACCGCAAAGGAUCUUGCCUUCCGCGUUGUUGGAGAAGGAAUCAAGGCCAAUAGCAUCACCAUUGCCGAAAUCAUGACCAAGAACCCCCUUUGCGCCAAAACCGACACUAGUGCAACUGAUGCUCUGGAUCUUAUGGUCCGCAAAGGCUUCCGUCACCUUCCUGUCAUGGACGAGAACCACGAUAUCUCUGGUAUUCUCGACAUCACAAAAUGUUUCUACGACGCCAUGGAGAAGUUGGAACGCGCAUACAGCUCCUCAAGAAAGCUCUAUGAUGCGCUCGAGGGUGUGCAAGCCGAAUUGGGAUCCAGCCAACCGCAGCAGAUCAUCCAAUACGUUGAAGCCAUUCGUCACAAGAUGUCCGGUCCCACUCUCGAGUCUGUCCUGAACGGCAUGCCACCUGUCACCGUGUCUGUUCGCACCUCUGUCAAGGAGGCUGCAUCGUUGAUGAAGGCCAACCACACCACUGCUGUUCUGGUGACAGACCAAGGAUCCAUCACCGGUAUCUUCACCAGCAAGGAUGUUGUCCUGCGCGUCAUUGCAGCUGGCCUUGAUCCCAGCAACUGCAGUGUUGUCCGCGUUAUGACUCCUCACCCAGACUUUGCGCCUCUGGACAUGAGUAUCCAAUCUGCACUACGCAAGAUGCAUGGUAUGGAUUAUAUUGCACAUGAGCUGACUUCUUGUAGANUCAACAGCAUGUCAACUGGAGAUAGUGAGGGACCUGCUUGGAACAAAUUCUGGAUGUCCUUCGACAACGAGACCGAGUCCAUGAUGUCUGGCGAAGGUGGCAGCCGUCACCCACAAACAGAAGAUGGGAGAUCCCUUAUCUCACCAGAAAUGUCGAGACCCGGGGUUGAUCGGGGUGAUAGUGUCAUGCCCACCGACUCAGCCUCUCACACUGGCGGUCGUGAUUCGCCCGAUCCAUCGGCCUUUACUGGAGCGGCCAACUCAUACGAAGACGUUGCAUUCCCCUUCAAGUUCAAGGCACCGAGUGGUCGCGUACACAGAUUGCAGGUAGUACCAUCAGCUGGCAUGGGCGAGCUGGUCAGUGUUGUCGCGGAGAAGUUGGGCAGCGAAGCUGAAACUAUUGGUGGAGUGCCUACCUUUGAGGAUGGCAAACUCAGUCGCACCGGUUUUGCCCUUAGCUAUCUUGACAACGAAGGCGACACAGUCUCGAUAACAACAGACCGCGAUCUGCUGGAUGCCAUCUCGCUCGCACAACUGACACACCAAGACAAGGUUGACCUAUUCGUACAUGACCCCGAGAAGGCACCACUCCCAGCAACACUCGCACCACAGCCUUCAUUGGUAACUGCGACACCAUCCGAGAGCCAGGUCCGUGAGAGAAAGGUGGCACGCAGCGAGUCAGACGACGACGAGAGCGAGACGAUGAGGCCUCGUAGAAGGGAGCGUCAAGCGGCGCCGGCAGCAGCACAAGAACAGCUGAUUGCAGGUCUUCCUAACGAGCUGCUUUUGCCUGGAGCGAUAGUAACGCUAGCCGUGGCCAUCAUUGGAGUCUUUGCCAUCUCAAGGAUGUCGAGCAAGUAA
This is a messenger RNA of Aureobasidium musti, 1962 nucleotides long. The record is from the annotation of a GenBank genome assembly. Lineage: Eukaryota; Fungi; Ascomycota; Dothideomycetes; Dothideales; Saccotheciaceae.